Messenger RNA from Rhinolophus ferrumequinum (greater horseshoe bat), 1304 nucleotides. RefSeq names its product Ras suppressor protein 1 (gene RSU1). Gene Ontology annotation, molecular function: protein binding. The record is from RefSeq and is a predicted model, not a curated record. Lineage: Eukaryota; Metazoa; Chordata; Mammalia; Chiroptera; Rhinolophidae.
CGAAGCCUCGCCUGAGGCCACGUCUAAUAAACUGUUCUCCUAAUUUGGGAAAGGUCGCGCGCCAGCGCGGGCUGGGCGAGCAAAGGCGCGGAGCACAGAGUGCGCCUGCGCGGAGCGGCGGGACAGGGCGUGUUCAUUGUUUGGGUGCGCUUUUCUCUCCGGCCCACCGCAUCUCUCUGAGCGCGGUAGUGCUAGGGUCCUGCGAAACCGUGGUCUUGUCACGCCCCACCUGCUAGGUGUUGCCCUCCGCGAUCAUGUCCAAGUCUCUGAAAAAGUUGGUGGAGGAGAGCCGGGAGAAGAACCAGCCGGAAGUGGACAUGAGUGACCGCGGCAUCUCCAACAUGCUCGAUGUCAACGGCCUGUUCUCCUUAUCCCACAUCACACAACUGGUCCUCAGCCACAACAAGCUAACAACCGUGCCACCAAACAUCGCGGAACUGAAGAAUUUGGAAGUGCUCAACUUUUUUAACAACCAGAUUGAGGAGCUGCCCACCCAGAUCAGCAGCCUUCAGAAACUCAAGCACCUGAACCUCGGCAUGAACAGACUGAACACUUUGCCUCGAGGAUUUGGCUCCCUCCCAGCUCUUGAGGUCCUUGAUUUGACUUACAACAACUUGAAUGAAAAUUCUCUUCCCGGAAACUUCUUCUACCUGACCACCCUGCGUGCACUCUAUCUAAGUGACAACGAUUUUGAAAUCCUGCCGCCAGAUAUUGGGAAGCUCACAAAGUUGCAGAUACUGAGCCUUAGGGAUAACGACCUGAUCUCGCUGCCUAAGGAAAUCGGGGAGCUUACUCAGCUCAAGGAGCUCCACAUUCAGGGGAACCGCCUGACCGUUCUACCCCCGGAACUAGGAAACUUGGAUCUGACUGGGCAGAAGCAAGUAUUCAAAGCAGAGAAUAAUCCUUGGGUCACCCCGAUUGCUGAUCAGUUCCAGCUUGGUGUGUCCCAUGUUUUUGAAUAUAUCCGUUCUGAGACGUACAAAUAUCUCUACGGCAGACACAUGCAGGCAAACCCAGAACCGCCGAAGAAAAAUAAUGACAAAUCGAAAAAGAUCAGCCGGAAACCCCUGGCAGCCAAGAACAAAUAAGGGAUUGGCGUGGGCUGGACUUCUGGUCGCUUCUCUCAUUAUUACUUCUGUUCUCUCUUGCUCUGUCCCACAGACAAUUACAGUUUACCCUGAACAACAUGGGUUUGAGCUAAGCGAGUUCAUUUAUACGUGGAUUUUUUUCAAUAAAUACUGUAAAUGCAUUUUUCUCUUCCUUAGGAUUUUCUUAAGAUUUUCUUUGCUCUAACUUUAUUAUAA